Molecule: messenger RNA, 17228 nt
Organism: Synchiropus splendidus (mandarinfish)
Lineage: Eukaryota; Metazoa; Chordata; Actinopteri; Syngnathiformes; Callionymidae
Gene: gmppaa
Product: GDP-mannose pyrophosphorylase Aa
Exons: 12
Coding region: 99-1367 (422 amino acids)
Biological process (GO): biosynthetic process
Cellular component (GO): cytoplasm
Molecular function (GO): transferase activity
Source: RefSeq, a predicted model, not a curated record
UGACGAACGAGGAAGCGAUCACGGAUGCAGAACCAGGCUGACGCUUUUCGUCACUCGCUGACUGUCACGAAUAAAUCACAAUUAGCCUUAAAUUCAACAUGUUGAAGGCAGUAAUUUUAAUCGGAGGGCCUCAGAAAGGCACAAGAUUCAGACCACUAUCAUUUGAAGUUCCCAAACCACUGUUCCCAGUGGCAGGAGUGCCAAUGCUGCAGCACCACAUCGAAGCUUGUGCCAAGGUACAAAACAUGAAGGAAAUCCUGCUUAUUGGAUUUUACCAGCCAAACGAAGAGUUGAACAGAUUUCUUUUAAAUGCACAACAGGAAUUUAAAAUUUCCAUCAGGUAUUUGCAGGAGUACGCAGCUUUGGGCACAGGAGGAGGCAUCUAUCAUUUCAGAGAUCAGAUUGUCUCUGGUAAUCCAGAAGCUUUCUUUGUUCUCAAUGCGGAUGUGUGUUCGGCAUUUCCACUCCCAGAGAUGCUGAGCUUCCAGAAGGAACAUGGCGAGCCAAACAGUUUUGUCAUUCUUGGUACAACUGCAAAUAGAAAACAGUCCCUGAAUUAUGGAUGUAUUGUUGAAAACGAGGAAACAAAUGAGGUCCUGCAUUAUGUGGAGAAGCCCAGCACGUUUGUGAGUGACAUCAUCAACUGCGGAAUCUACCUAUUCAACCCCGAUAUCUUCCAGCACAUCGGCACUGUCUUCCAGAAGAACCAGCAGGAUAUGUUGCUAGAGGAACCGUCCAACGGUUGGCACAGAGCGGAAGCCAUUCGUCUGGAGCAAGACAUUUUCACGGCCCUGGCAGGACAGGGCAAACUCUUUGUUUAUAAAACCCUCAGCUUCUGGAGCCAGAUCAAGUCUGCAGGAUCUGCCAUAUAUGCCAGCCGAUUGUACCUGAACCAGUACCACACCAGUCAUCCAGAGCGGCUGGCGUCGAAUAAAGAGGGCGGGCCCAAAAUCAGUGGCAAUGUUUAUAUCCACCCGACUGCCAACAUUGACCCGACUGCCAUGCUGGGUCCAAAUGUGUCCAUUGGCACUGGUGUGACUAUUGGUGCUGGGGUCAGAGUUCGUGAGUCGAUCAUUCUGCAUGGUGCCACUCUGCAGGACCACUGCUGUGUGCUGAACAGCAUCGUGGGAUGGGACAGCACCAUUGGAAAGUGGGCGAGAGUAGAAGGAACCCCAAGUGACCCCAAUCCCAACGAUCCGUUUGCCAAGAUUGACAGCGAGACUCUGUUCAGGGAAGGAAAGCUGACGCCAUCCAUCACGAUACUUGGUUGUAACGUGACCAUUCCCUGCGAGGUGAUUAUCCUCAACUCAAUUGUCCUCCCGCACAAAGACCUCAACCGCAGCUUCAAAAACCAAAUUAUUCUCUAGUUAAUCUCCCCCCCCAACGCCAUUUCCACUCACUGUCACCGAUGAAGGAUGCUGGCAGUCACAUGUCGCCGCCGCCUCUGAGUUACUGUAUAUAAGACGUCAAGAGAGAAGAUGUGAGACGUUCAUUCAAUUGUUGGGGGAAAUACAUUUUUUAUAUAUUUGCCCUCCAGGCUUUUACGCGUCAACAAAGCGUCUGCAAUAUUGGAGAGAAACUAAUCACCCGGUUUGAUUCACCUUGAGAAACGCAGUCAAGCACCAGGGUUAAUCAUUCAGUGUUUUAUUGACUUAACAGUGUCACAUUACCACAUUCUAAUAUAUUUGUAAUAUGAUAAAAAUUGUUUAUGGAUGACCCCGUUUUGCUUCUCAAGGCCGUUCUUGUCAAACUUCUGGAUGAGAAUUACUAGAGAUUAAAAAAAGUUUUUCCUCACUGUUUAUUAACAGCAGCUCUGAUGAAAACCUUUUAAAUAAACACACGAGCGCCAGGAUUUACAUUGCAAUCAAAUAAUGCUGCUUUUCAAAUGGGAUAUUAGCGAGUCGGAGGAAGGGGAAAGUGUCCUUUUCACAAUCAAGAGAAGAACUUUUCCAAUUUAUGGCAGCAGCUUAUUAACAUUUAAUUAUUGAGGCCCGGAGCACUCGGGAUAAUUCCUGCGCUUUUGUUUCACUUGUUACACCAGCAGUGUUGUGGAGAAAUGGAAAUGCAGCAUAAUGCAUGUUAAUCCACGCCAUGCACACGCUGCUGAAAAAGUUCUGCGUGUGUGGAAGAGAAGUUCAUUUAAAGUGUCUGCGUCACUGUGGUCUUGUUUCAUAUUCAUCCGCGCGUCUGAGAGCAGCCAUCGCUUCCUCCCACUUCAUCAGUCAAUCUGGAUCUGGUUGCUGUUGGCCUCGCGCUUUUAAUCUGAAAUCAUUUUCCUGUCACGUUGUCCGGGUUGUUUUGUCCCUGUGAGGAUUGUCAAGAGAAAAGCGUGUUGCAUCUCAUUUGUUUUUCUCACUCAAGUUGUCAAUAAUUUAUUGUAGUAAUAAUCAUGACAAUACGAAUUUGUUUUGGAUUUUUUUCAAAGAAAAAAGAGUUCUACUAUUUUAAAUAAUCUAUGUCUUCCGUAAUGAAAACAACUGAACCGUAGACUGGAACACUAGUUGGAAUACUGCCUGAAUUUAACGCGUAUCAUCAUCUAAAAUAAACAAAAUAUGAGCAGUAAUUUUGCGAUCAGUUUAUAAUAUGGUUUUCAUAAAAAAUGAGAAAAGAAUAGGAAUGUGAUGAAAUAUUGGGAUGAUGAACAUGUGUUUAACAAUAACAAUAAUAUUACAUUGGUGUGUCCUCCACAAUAGAAACAACAAAGCCUUGAAGUGGAACACCGAUUUGGUGGCGCUGUUGUACCACACAGUGAUGGAGGAGGUGAGGAUGGACUGGAUGAUGGCUGUGUAGAACUCCACCAGCAACUGCAUCCUAGUUUUCGUAGCUGCCUCAGGAAGUACAUUCACCAGCCGCUCCACCUCCCUCCUGUAAGCCGACUCAUCUCCAUCUGAGAUGAGCCCGAUGAUGGUGGUGUCAUCCGCAAACUUGAUCAGCUUCACGGACUGGUGGCUGGAGGUGCAGCAGUUAGUGUACAGAGAGAAGAGCCAUGGAGAGAGAACACAGCCCUGAGGAGACCCGAUGUUGAGGGUCUGAGUGUCGGAGACAGUCGUCCCCAGCCGCACACACUGACUGUGGCUGGUCAGUAAAGUAAAAAAUAAAAUAAACAUAGCACAGUCUCUAGAGAUUCACCUGUGACGUCUCACAUAAAAUUAAAUGUUUCCAGUUGUCCUUUUGACAGAAUAAUUGCUGCACUCCGCAAGGUUUUUCUAUUUUUGCUUCCUUGAAGUGGUAUAUAAAAACGUGUCUGAAUUAAAAUGAUUUAAUGCUUCAUGUUUUCACAUCAUGUACGCUGAAGGUCUCAUCAUUUUGAUUCCAAAUUCAUUGUCAAUCCAUGUGAUCUGUAUCAGUGAUCAGAUCGGAGCAUCCCUAAUGUUUAGCCAUGUAUUUCAAAAAGUUUCUGCGCUCAUCUUUAUUAGCCUCGAGCUGUGGAAGAGGCAUUGCUGGGACAAAAAUACAUCCAGGACUUGUUAAAGACAAGGUUGUGUCAAAAGUGAUGGAACGCUGUACUUCCCUGCGCCAGGUUCGACUUGGAGUAAUUGCCCCUAUAUGGGAGUUUCCUGACGCAGCAUCGCUAGGGGUCCCAAUAGGGGCUAAUUAAAGUACCAAUACCAGAUGAUGCACAGGGUUACUGCCGAUUGAACGGUUGACAUCGCUGUUAGUGAGCGUUUGCCAAACACCAAGAUGAACCUCGGAGAGUGUGUGUGUGUGUGUGUGUGUGUGUGUGUGUGUGUGUGUGUGUGUGUGUGUGUGUGUGUGUGUGUGUGUGUGUGUGUGUGUGUGUGUGUGUGUGUGUGUGUGUGUGUGUGUGUGUGUGUGUGUGUGUGUGUGUGUGUGUGUGUGUGUGUGUACGUGUACACACGUACUUGCACGACUAUCGUUUCAUGAGCACGUGUAAAUGUAACGGUCCUGACUCUGGUCACUCAUUGUGCACACGUUCACAACAUGAUCAGUGAGCACAAGGAAGACUUUUUUUUCUUGUUUUGUUUGUCGCGUAAUUCACCGCGAUCAUUUGCCACAAUCCAAGUGGCUCCUUUUGCCCGCAUGUGCAAAACAUGGCAGGAUUUUAAUGGACGUGCGAUGCCGGACGUGCCGCGGCAUCAUCUUCUAUUGAGAAUCUCAACCGUCACAACACCACAAAGUAGCCCGACUCUUCUAUCCAAGUAUGUCCCUCCCUGUAUUCCCUCAGCACAUCGCCCGCUGUGUUUUAUCCCCCUCAUUCACAGCUUACAUAAUCAGUCCAGUGGCUGGUGUCGGGUUUGUGUUCCUUGCUGGGGUGUCGGUGCUCUGUAAAUGAAGCCUGAUGAAAGUGGAAGUGUUCCUAUUACCUCCUCAGACGCUCUAAUGUGUCCAAAUGCAUUGUAGUCACAUCGUUUCUAACAGGAGUUCUCACUCUUGUUAAAUGUAUGAAAGGCAGUCGAUCCGAGGAAACAGGGAUAAAUUGGUGCGGACGAUGUGAAGCCUGUCCCGCUUUUCACAUCAGCUGGUGUUUACCGGCUUCAGUAUCGCGUCAGAAUAGUAAAUACUGCUAAGUGCUUUCCUGCCGAAAGACAUUUCUGGCUACUUUUAUUUUUCAUUAACAGAACGUUGUAUGUCUUUCCGUACGAAAGACUACGAUGGUGAAUACAUGAUUCAUUUUUAUUCCAAGUAAGAAUGUUCCUCAGUCAGAAGAUGAGACGUGAAAGCGAAUUCAUGAACUUGAUAUUCUUUGAACAAUGUUUGAAUGUUCAACAAAAUAUGUUAAAAGUGAUGCCUGAGGCCUUUUCCACAUGAAUAUGCACCUUUUCAAUUCCAUCUUUUUUUUCAACAAUGAAUACUACAUUCCACACAAAGGUUAUGGGUUAGUAUUUCUCAGGUUAGUCAAGGGGACGUCAGUCCUGUGGGUGGUGCUGUCUAUCGCUGUAUCCUACUGCAAAGUUAUGAUUAUGUGAGAGGUGUCUAAGUGCUCCGAGAUGUUUGUCUUUCCGUGUACCAUUUUUGUUUAUUUUGCGACGUACAUAAUGCGAAGUACUGGGUUAAACUCUGCUUCUACUUUAGCAUGCCUCUGACUACUCUUUGCUAUUGGUAUACAUUGUUAGAUCACACCAAGCGUCAACAGUACUUCAGAGGGUUUUCACUAGUGAUGAGGCUUCAUGAAACUUCUCAUUCUCCUCAUUUUCAGAGCUCACUAGGUGACGAGAGUUUCUAUUGGGCUCUGGACAUUAGGGCACUGUUUCAUGAAGCCUCAUCAGCCCUUCCCUAGCUUUCACCUUCUCACCAGGCGAUACCAUUGGCAUGUGAGGUGCUGCAGAAAGGAGUUACUAGCUCAACAGGCGAGGCUAUGACAUCAUCAUUUUCCAAAACAUUGAACAGAUACAUUGGUAAAGAUGUGUUUUGGCUUCUAUCUCCACUGUUAUCAGGUUUCAGCAUCUUGUGAAUUCCAUGACUAAGAUGGAUUUGGGCGGAUAAACACAACAGCUCGCACGGAAUGAGCCAAUAUGGCCGACGCAUUCUUACUGCAUUUUUUUGAAACUUGACAUUAAAUGUAAACAUUCUUGAUCUUGAUAGGUGAAAGAGUUUCACACCGACUUAGCCGUGUUUGAUCGGCUUUCCGAUUUGCUUGGUUCCGAGUCCGUUCUUUACAACCAGACAAUGGGUUAAAACCUUUAUUUUCAGCGAGACUUUGACAAACCGUCUUCUUCACUGCAGCGCCUGAAGCAACAUCUGAUAUUGUAAAUCAUUUGUUUUCAUAUUCACAGCAGCAAUUGUUUUGGUGUUUGAUUUUCUUCAGCAUUUUACGCCGUGGAAAUAUUUAUAAACCGCAGGCAGCCCUGUCAGAAUAUUCCACAGCCUCAUCUUGAUCUGAGGUCACUUCAAUUUAUCCUGGGAAACCUUUGACAGAGCCGCAGCAAACAAACACCGGUUUCCUCGGCGUAAACAAUUAAUCCGACUGGCCUCCCAGAAGGAAGCGUGAAUCAAUCUCAUUACUAAUUGUUAGGAGCAGCUAAAAUACCGACGUGCGCUUCGCACUUGAUGUGCUGUGAUGAAUUAUCAAGUAGGUCAGCAGGAACGUCUGACAGUCUUGACAACUGUUCGCAGAUUUGGGAGGGGAUUAUUAAUUUACAUUGUUUCCAUAAUGAAAUAUUCAACAUUGGAAGACUUUUUCAAGUUGAAAUACAUAUAUAUUUGUAACUUUUGCUCCAACAUAUUCUCACUGCAUCACAUAUCGACAUACGUCAAGAGGACUUGGUGACGCAGAACCCUGUUGGCACAUCAAUGUUUAAGAGAAAAAAAUGGUUGGGAUUAGCAAACCCUAAGGAGCCGCUCUUCCGAUACUCUUUCAUGACACUUGAAUAUACUGUAUAUUGUACCCCACCUGAUCAUGAGGCUCAUUGAUAGUUUGCGGUGUUUGGCUCCGUGAGUCAAGCCAGUGGGCACAUAAUGGUUGCUUACAAUGGUCAUCUCAAAGUUUCCUUUUCCCAUCCGAAAUGCUGCGAGAGGGGAAACCAAUGACUCAUUUGGAAUGCCUCUGCGUCAACCUGUAAUGCGUAAUGCCGACAUUUAAAGUUUUCUUGACAGUAGUUGAUAUGUUAUGCCUUAGGUGUGGGAAUCUGUUGGCAUUGGUCUGUCGUGGCGAAGAAGGGUGUCAGUUACCAUCUCCGCCUAAAUUCUGACUUUCGCCUUGCGGUCACCGACUUUAUAUGACUGAGAAUACACAGACAAGAAUGUAGGCUUGGCUUGAGAGAAACUUCUAAGUAGGAAGUUUCAUAGUUUCAAACUGCUCAUACUAGUGGUCAAGUUGUGUCUAGAAUCUUGGUUGUUAUUUUAGGAUAGCAGUCCAGCCAUGUAGAGAGAUGCAAUGUAGAGCCGUUGGAGAGAAGCCCAAUUGAGGUGACAGCUAGUCAGGAUGUCCCGGGGACAUCUCCUUGGAUCUAGGGGUCGACCAAUAUGCUUUUUUUUUUGUGCAGAUUCCGAUAUCUAGUGGCUUAGGAGAGCCAAUAACCGAUAUUAGGCCGAUAUUCUGGGUCGAUAUUUGUCAGAUUUGGCUCUAGUAUUAAUAUUGUGGCGAUAUUAAUUUGUUUGCAAACCUUCCAUGAAAAAAACAAUGUACAUUCUUGUACAGAAUGGUUUUAUUGCUUAAGUUGGACCGAAAAAUGUUGACUGACUGACUUGCAAAAAUGGUUGAAUAAGCCCUACGAACGAAUGUGAUGCAGUCAGUGGCCUAGCUAAAGGAUUAAUGAAGAAAAGUAGAAUCAAAUCUAUCACUGAUGAAAACAUGAACAGGAAAACGUUAACAAAAACAUUAAGUGGCUGUGUAUUUCACUUUGCCAAAAGCAUGAAUGAGCGGCCGGCUAUAUUCUUAACACAAGAGGGCGCAAUUGGGCAAAUAUCGGCGGGGACCAAUAUGAUGGAGGCCGAUAAGUGAAAAAUGGCCCAGUUUUGUUGUUUCACACCGACCUGAAGAGGGCCAGAUUAGCGCAGACAAAUGGCCGAAUGUGGCCCACGUGCCAUGUGUUGACUAAAGCAAUGGUCAGAGAUGAGACCCCUAUGAUUCUGUUCUUCAUUUCUGAUCUUUCAUGUUCUCCCACGAUAACCAAAACCAGAUGAGCUUCAUGGAUAUUGUUCACUUGCAUCUAGCGUGCUUCGUGCUCGUGCUGGACGCCGGCUCCACUCUGGGCACAUGCCCAGCAAUGUUUCCACCUGAGAGCACAGGUGUGGAGGCAGCAUCUGUGCGCUAAGAGGAAGAUGAGUAACACAGGCCUAAAGGUCUGACAAAUGAGCUGUCAAAUAGAAAGUGACAUCUCGCGCCGUUUUAACUCAUAGAAAAAUAGCUGGGGCUGUCGGCGUCGGAGAGAAUGCUAAUGUUUUUCUAAACUUUGCUGUAAGACCCCAGAGGUGCUCACUGUUGUUCCAGAGCAUGGUUGGCCAAACAAUGAUGUCACCACUGGAAAGGUUUGACCUCAAAACAGAAAGAAGAAGAUCUUCUCGGUUCAAAGGCUCAGACCACAUUGACCAUCUCCUCCGAACGAGACUUUGUUUGCCACACCACAGUAAAGUCAACAGUCGCAGUCAGAGGUCCAACUUCUGAGUGACGCUCCCUCCAGUUUGAAAGUCGUGACAGUGCUGUGCUCACUGCUCAUCCUUGACACUCCAGUUUGUAUUUUUGGGCCUUUUCACUGUGAGCUUUGGCAGGUUGCAGACGGCGGUGCCGAGCCAAGCCAGAAUCCCCCAAAUGAAAACAGUCUUAGUUCCACUUCUCAGCAAACUCGACUUUCAUUCACUCCCCAGCCGGUCAAACUCCUCCAGCGCUGGAUUUGACACAUGAAAAGAGUCGUCUAUUAGAGCAGAGAGCCGUAUGAACACUUGUUAAAAAAGUCAGAAGUAAAUUAUGUGUAAUUAAUCACAAAGGAGGAGGAAUAUUUGUUGAGAGCGAAGGCUAAUGCGUCUCUUACAGCCGGCUGCACAUCAGAAAUGACAUUGACUCCCAAGUGGUCGACUUGGAGACGAGCUUUUGGUCAUCAGUCUCUUUUUAGUUACAGUCACGGAGCAUAACUGCUUAUCAGCCUGAACCUUGUCCCCUGCCGUAGCAACUCCAAAACAUGGGAGAUGAGGCAACUCUGGAAGAGCAAACAAGAGCGUACAAUUAUUUACUGACUUUAUUUCGUUCACUAUUCCCCUACAGUUAGAACAGUAAUCUACAAGAGGCUGAUAUAUUUGCUUCUCGACUGGCGUGUGUCGUGCAACCGCUUCCAGUGGUUGCGCUUAUGUGCCGUUGACGCCGGUCGAGGGAGUAAUCUCUAUUAAUGUCCUAGAGAUUCAAGUUCUCGGUCUUCGUGUUCUGACUCGCAUGUCAUCGCUAGUCUAGGAAGACUCCGCCUUUUAAGGUAGACCAUUAAGGACAGCCCAAACUGCAGGGAUCAAAAUCCCUGUGGAGAACCCUGAGCUUCACGUGUUUUCCAGAGUGUCCUCCUUGGGUCCCGGUUUCAUUGAACAGCCUUUCUGACAUAGAACGUGGAUCACAAGUCUCCAUUCGCCCAUCCUGCCUUGGAAACCACUUUUCCUGCUGGACUACUGAAACAUUCCCUGGACAAAAGAGAGGCGACUAGAAGCCUACCUCUAUCAGUGUCUUAAAACAUGACGUUGCGUCGUUCCUCUUGAGCACAGCUGUGUUAUUGAGAUCCAAAAGUUUCAUGAAACAGUGUCAUCAUUUUCAGAGCUCAGUAGGUGGCGCUCUCAGUCUAAAAAAAAAGAGGUUUCAAUGAAAUGCUUGUUCAAAUCCAAAGACAAUAGAGUAGAUUGCACCAUCUAGUGGGCUUUGACAAUAAGGGCACUGUUUCAUGAAACUUUUGGAUCUUAUCUGUCUAUGUUGCAGCUUGUUUGACUGGAACUAAAACCCUUUUGGCAUUCAGCUCUUGAGCCUCUUCACUUUGCUAUAGAGGAGUCCAGACACAACCUUUCUAUCUGAGAUCUUGUUCUUACGGUUGCGACGGCUGAUGAAGCUUCAUGAAACUGUCCUUAUUUUUUAGAGCUCAGUAGGUGGUGCGAUCGCUUUAAAGACGAUUAGAUGUUCAACUGAAAUGGUGGUUUAACUCCAAAGAUUUUAGAGCAGAGCGAGCCAGCUACUGAGCUUUGAAAAUUCGGACACUGUUUCAUGAAGCCUCACGAGCCCAUCACAUUUGUUUUUGUGGUAAAUCCAGAGCUCCGCCUUUUGCCGCUGCUCCUUUUUAUGUUGGACUUUCUUGGAGCUGAUCCUCAUCUCUGCUGCUUGUGUAGUGAGGUCAUCCUCACUCUGUAUUCCAAAACUCACUCAGCGGGGCAAGUAAAAAAAAAAAAAGAAUCAAAAGUGCCUCGGAAUUAUUGAAGGUGCCAUAACUAAUAAUCGUUGAGAAAAACACCCCGGAUUGCUUGUUUUUCUCUUUCUUCCAGUUCAUGACCCGGCUCUGCUGGAGAGGAGUGGAGGAAAACUAGUCAUACAUUAAAUUAGUUCUGCCGCGCCUGCUCGACCCCAAUGCUCAGAUCAAGUGGCCAAACUUGCCGGCUACACGGUCACACCAACUAAAGAGCAGAGGGACCAAACACCCGUGCAGCUGAGCGCUGCCUCGUCAUGUGCUUCUGCAAAGCUGCUUGGUCUUUGCCGCGUGAUAGAUGCCGCUACAGAUGUGUCAUCCUGCAAUAUUUAUAAGACGUGCACGCUCUGCAUCCACGGCACCUUGGUGCUGGAGCUCCGCAGCGGACAGUGCCGGGCUCUUAUGCUAAUGCCGGACAGCAGAGCCAGCUAGGAUCAUGAAUACGGGCAACAUUUCAAGUGAAAAUAGCAGAAGAAUAUUUAUAUGACGGAAGCCUUUGAAGAAAAGUAGCGUGUUUUGACGUUGCUGGUGAAGGGUUACUGUUGAUACCAACAAAAACUAAAGGCAGACAGUCUCAUAUUUCUCUUUAAACCAUUGGAAACUGACCAAUUCUAGGAGGUCCUGCUGAGGAUCGUUUUGAAUUUGGGCCCCUUUGUGAGACUAGUUUCGGCACCCCAGAGCUCAAGCGUGGUUGUCCAGUAGAGGGCACUGUGGGUGUUCUUCCAGUCACCAGGUCUGUGAGCCACUGAAUGUUUGAGCAGAGCUGUGUUGGGUGUUUGCUUGACUUUGUGUCGCUCAGUAAAUAAUCUGCAGAGCGGCAUUAAAGGCAGUUUUCUCCUCUCGCACCUGCAAGGACAGCGAAACACGCAUUUGAAACACACCACAUUCUUAUUGAUUGGACAAACACUUUCGCGGUGUGCGGUCAGUGGAGAGAUGUGGAUUCAGUUUUUGAUGUAUUUGGACACCAACUCUUGUCACUAAUACGUCGGUUCAGUCGUCGACAGCUUUCCAUUUCUGUAACUCGCGAAUCCACCGUUUCACUCCUGUCUGAAGUAAAGAUUUUUUUAUUUUUAUUUUUUAUAGAAACAAAAAAAGCACUAAACAUUUGUAACAAGACAUUUACCUGUGUACAAGUGAGAAUUAUAUUAUUCAAUCUUUAUUAAAAAACUACUACCACGACAGAUAGUAGUACCAUUUUUCCCUCAAAUUAAUAAGUGACUUAAAUAAAUAAUUCUAUAAAUCUUCACAACAGUUACUUCUCAAGAACAGACUUUCACAAAUCAAAAUGUGAUCCCUACUUUGAAUUUAGACACAAAAAUGCAAUGCUAUUUUUUCAUUUUUUUGGGGGGGUUUGGGCAGCUUUGUGUGAUUUUUUUUUCCAUUUUUUACUUCAUUAUUAUCUGAAUAUUUACUUAAAUAAGUAUAGUAUUAUUUAUUUGUUUAUCAAAUACCAGAAUUUAUUUUUAUUUUAUUUUUUAUUUCUUUUAUUUUCAUUUUUAUUUAGCAGUAGUAGUACAACAUCCGAACACAUUAUAUUUUCAAUAGCCAUUUUUUCCCUUACUACCCUUAGUAUUAUUUAGUUGUUUAUGAAAUUCCAGAAUUUAUUUUUAUUUUUAUUUAGCAGUAGUAGUACAACAGCCGAACACAUUAUAUUUUCAAUAGUCAUUUUUUUCCCUUACUACCCGUAGUAUUAUUUAGUUGUUUAUGAAAUUCCAGAAUUUAUUUUUAUUUUUAUUUUUAUUUUUAUUUAGCAGUAGUAGUACAACAUCUGAACACAUUAUAUUUUCAAUAGCCAUUUUUUUCCCUUGCUACCCAUAGUAUUGUUUAGUUGUUUAUGAAAUUCCAGAAUUUAUUUUUAUUUUUAUUUUUAUUUUUAUUUAGCAGUAGUAGUACAACAUCCGAACACAUUAUAUUUUCAAUAGCCAUUUUUUCCCUUACUACCCUUAGUAUUAUUUAGUUGUUUAUGAAAUUCCAGAAUUUAUUUUUAUUUUUAUUUAGCAGUAGUCGUACAACAUCCGAACAUAUUAUAUUUUCAAUAGCCAUUUUUUUUUUUUAAACACAGUAUUUUCAGUAGCCUUUUUUUUUUUUUCAAUUUCACCCCCCUCUCACUCCCUCCCCCUCAUGCUCACUGAGCGGACGACAACACGGGCACCGGUUUGCGUUCCCCUGUUUCCAUCCGAGCAGGUGAUAUCCCGACCCUCUCUGUGUUUCCCCCCGGGAGCCAUUACCAGGUUUGCUGAUGCAGGAAAUAGAUUCAUUGUAGAAAAUAAUACUGUUGAAUAAUUAAUCGUAUUAAAUCAACAGCAAACACAGCGGCGGCACAAAGAGGAGGCGCAGGUAAAAUGUUAAAUUGUGCUUUUAAAAUGCUGUUGGAUGCUUGUGAAACUUAAAGGAUAAUCAAUAUCAAGCCGGAGGCCUGCGGUUUAAAUUAAUGGCACGGUUGUAAAUCCUAUAGUUCGUGUCGCGCCGGCUGUUUUUCCACGUGAAGCCACCGGCCGUUCCCUGCAAUUGUGCAGUGCUGGCUUUUAGAGUCGGUGAAAAAUGACACGUUAAAUCAAACACACACUCGGUUGGGAACGUUUGAGUUUUAUUCAUCUGUCUUAUAAUAAUAAUAAUAAUGUUCUAUAUAGCUGGAUUUUAUGGUAGCACAGCAGCCUCCAGUGUUUUUCUGCUGGCUAAAAAUGAAAAGAGAUUAUUUCUGUUUAUUGAAAAAAAAGGCCUUUUGUUAUCACCACAGGGUUUGAAGUUAACAUGAAAAGAAACCAAAGAUGAAUUCAUCCUCAAUGACGAAAGUGAAGGCAAAUUUGAAAAGUUUAACCUUGGAAUUUUAGCUCAUCCCCAGCUUUGGUUAUUUGUCAAGCAAUUUUCUGAAUAUAAUAAAAUAAGAUUUUUUUAUUUUUUAUCGAGAACGAUAAGCACCAAAGUUCCAGCUGUUUCCCCUCAUCCCGUCCAGCUCAGUUUAGGCGAAAAUCUCCUCAUAAGUGAGAUUAGAAAAUCAUUAUCGCGGUUUAAUGAGCCUUCAUUGUUACCCCAACAAUGCGUUUCCCCAACAAUGCAGCUGUAAUAAACAAUCACUAAGAAGAUUAUGGAUGAUUAGUUUCUCCAUUUGCGGGCGACAAAUUGUCCGGCGUGGCUCCUCUGGUGGACUGAGGUUAUUGAAUAAAUAAUGUCGUACAUUCAUACGUGAACCUGUUUUUCAUUACCGGUCUAAUGAACAGUACAUAAAUAAGAGCAAAAUUCAAUGACAGAAUUUGUGAGUUGUGAAGCUGUCAGUUUACACUGUUUUGAGUUUCAAAUAUUUUUAUGGAUGUUAUAAGACAUAUACAUUUAUUCAUAUACAUGCUAAAAUAAGUAAAGUGUAAGCAAAACAACAACAAAAAUAAACAUCAAAACUCUUCCCUUCCUUAACCUACUUCAGCUGAGAGUUACGUUUACACACCAACAGUUUUGGGACUCAAGUUAAACAAGUUAAUGGUUAAACAAAGCUGGAUGUUGGGUUCAUACCAUAUAAAAAUAUAAGCAUAUCUUGAGGAAUGUGAUGGUCAAUACAGAAUGAUCUCAUGAUGAAGUUCAUAGGGAGAAUUUAUAGUGACUUUAGGUUCUCAAAAUACGAAAUAAAAGGCCACCAGAUGUUUUGGAAUUUUUCUGGAGAACUGCUCAGAGAAUAGCGGAUCUUUUCAAGGCUUAGACCCGUCAUGACCCGCAUCUCUCCACCUCAGUAAUGUAGCACGCCUGGCCAAAAGAAAAUGGAAGUAUUCGUCUUUUGUCAAUGCUAAAUUUUACAUCUUCGCCUGAGCUGCCAAACAGAGCCAGCAAAGGGGUCAAUAUUUUGGAGUUUUGAAGAUAGAUUUCCCCCCAAAAAACAGUACGUUUACACUGUUUUUAAGGCGGUAAACAAGGCCGAGAGGUUGCUGGUUUGACUCCAGCUCCGGCUUGUGCCGCUGUACCCCUGAGCAAGGUUCAGAUGGCUUGCUGUGUCAGAACCGUCAGAAGGACAAAUAAGUGGAUCAGGCAUUAAGACGGAGAAAAACAAACUUGAAAGAAUGAAAUUAAAAGAAAAAAUAUUUUCUCCUAAAAAAGAUGAUGCAUCCAGUGAGGAGCAUUUUUCGUCGCCAAAGAUCAGGAGAGAUUUGCUGGGCCGCUGGGCGAUGACAAACAGUGAGCAGCAUUUAUUUGCUGCAAUCAAAGUCUGACCAUCUCAGGAACAACAGGAUAUUGAGCCUGAAUAAUCUGGCUAUAUUGGGCUGUGGCGCAUUGAUCCAGCCGCCGCCUGAUGUGGCUUCGCUUCAUGUCGUCAUGUUGAUGGUGGAGCGUCUUAUAAAAAGACAAUGCUACGUCGACUAAAAAGCUAAUGUCUGUGGAAGAACAUUUUGGGAGGAUUUAUCCCUUGUUGGAGCCGAGCCAUAAGCAAGGUCCGAGUCAGCAGUAGCAAGGGGGCCCCGAACAAUGGAGCGAUGUCGGACUGCGCUAUCAGUCGGGACACUCUGAUGUUCAGACAAGCGAGCGAAAUUGGACAUUUAGAGAGUGAUUCCCUAAAAGAAAAUCAAUUAACCACUCAGAGAGCAGCAGCAGCAGCUUGUUUCGGAGUGUGAUAAAACAUUUAAGUGGUCCAGAUGGUCAACCUAAGGGGAAUCUUAACUCCACUGCUGGUAGAAGUUUUCUUUAUUCAUGUGCUGCGUGAGGUCAGUUGGAGAGCAUCGGUUCUUCGGUUCCGGCGUCCCUUCUGACCUGCCUUCAGACGCGACCACGUGGUCGCAUUUUAGUAGGGUUGGGUUGGAUAACUGUGGAUACGUGUCGUGAUAAGUGCCAGAAAUGUUCGUACUUCCUCAUUCGUCCGUGUUUUCAUCUCGCUCAUGGUUGAAUUUUGGUGUUUCAGUAACACUUGCGACCAACAAUAGCUGCCGUCGCUGCUUGACUCUGAAUUUCUUUUGCACUCAUGGGUGUGUCUCCAGUAUUGGAACCCAAAAAGGCAGAAACUGCGUCCUGCCCGCAGUUUGGUCCUGGAAACAACUGAUGGGUAAAUGAGGUAUCAUGAAACAGUACUGCAGGGUUAAUGAAACAGUGUUUUAAUUUUCAGAAGCCACUAGUUGACGCUCUUGGUUUAGAAAUGAUGCGAGGUUUCAUUGAAUUAGAUGCUCAAGUCCAAACAAUUUCCAGUGGACAGCACCAUCUAGUGGGCUCCGAAAAUCCGGCCACUGUUUCAUGAAGCCUCAUCAACCCUUAGAUACUGUGUCAUGAAUAGGAAUGGGCAUCAAAAUUCUCAUGAUUCGUAAAGAAAAGUAAAUUCCAGUUCCUCCGUUUCACUCCUGUCUGAAGUAAAGAUUUGUUAUUUUUAUUUUUCUAUAGAAACAGAAAAAGCACUGAAUAGUUGUAACAAGAUAUUUACCGACGUACAAGUGAGAAUUAUAUUAUUCAAUCUUUAUUAAAAAUUCUGCGACAACUACUACCACGACAGAUAGUAGUACCAUUUUCCCCUCAAAUUAAUAAGUGACUUAAAUAAAUGAUUCUAUAAAUCUUCACAACAGUUACUUCUCAAGAACAGAUUUUCACAAAUCAAAAUUGUUUGACCCCCACUUUGAAUUUAGACACAAUGCUAUUUAUGUAUGCUAGAUGCCAUUUUUUUGGGGUUAGGGCAGCUUUGUGUAAUUUUUUUUUCCCAUUUUUAUUUAUUUUAAGAUGUAGAAUUUGAACUUCAGUAUUGUAGAAUAUUUACUUAAAUAUAUAUACUGUUAUCGAUUCCCGACCGUGGAUUCCAACGACGGAUGGUAAAGCCCUCAGGCUUCAUCUCUUUUGCAGAGACAAGGCGACUGAUGCGUCAGAAAUGACGAGAGACCACCUUUUUUUUUCUAAAGAAUUUUAAAAUGAAGAAAAAAAUGGCUUCUGAGGCUGCAUUUUUCUCUUGCUGUGAAAAACUGCUGGUGCUCACGCGCCACUAGGGGUGCUGUCUGUGGAUGUAUUUUUUUUCUUCUUUCUUUUUCUUGGAGUGGACUUAUUUCCACUCUUGACAGCUGUCGAUAAAGAGGCAUGAUAAGUGUCUGGUGAUUGACAAUGAAGUUCUAUUCCUGUGUCACAGCAGUAAUAAGCCAAAGAAUUCAGAUGACACUGAAGCGCGGCAGUGCGGCUACCAAACAAAUUUGUUGAGUAAUUGUUUUCUCACAAGACAAUAACAGCGAAACUUGGGUCUAAUUGUGAGAAGUGAAAAUAAACUGGAGGACAGCGAAACGCUGCUCGAGUGCGUGAGAGUGUGUGAUUGCACUUUAUUAUGUGGCACUUCAUUAAGCUGAAAAAGCACUUUUCUUGGCGGUUUUUGCCCAGUGACAGCAAAAUAGCGCAUGAAAACUUGUCAAAGUUACUUUUCUUUAUCUUUAUAGUACAACUCAAUUGAAGCUCAGGUCAAGAUGGGCGUGUGGAUACUUUGUCAGUGGAGGAGCAAUAUGGUGUUUUUUAUUUGUUUCGUAAAGUUAAAAUGAUCAAAAAUAUCUCAGAAUUCAAAAUAUUACACGCAUGCUGAAUCACCAAGGGUCCAAACUUACAACCCAAAAUACCAGUUAUAAGUAGAGCUCUUUCAAGUUUGAAAAUAAUGUUGGGCCCCAUCUGGUGGUGGGGUCAGAACUGCAGACUCUUUGUUUACCUGUAUUGUUCCUCAUACACAUAAUGCCGCUCAGUGUUUGUGCGUUUCGGUUUGAGUUUUAAGUGUGUCUGUUUCGUAACCUAUUUAUUUGGAGCUCUUUGUUUUUCCAUAAUUCAAAAUAAAUGUGGAAGUAAUAUUUUCCUCACUCUUUAUAGCCCCAAUAUCUCUAUAGAUUUACUCACCUAUGCAAUUGUUGGUCUGUCAACAAAGUAACUCAAAAACAAGUCAAGGGACUUUGAAGUAAUUUUUCAGGGAACGUUGAUAACAAAAGCAGAGGACAACAUUUGGGUGGAUAUCUUUUGAAAGCUUUGUCACUACUGUGGUGUAGCGCAGGGGUCUCAAACUGGACCACCAAGGGGCCGGAGUGGGUGCAUGUCCCUUCAGACUGACUGGCAGAAAGGUGACUGUUUGGAAGGAAAACCUGCUCCUACUGCGGCACUGGUGACCCCUGGUGUAGAGAGUCCAACUACUCUUUCACUGCACCGAUACGGUGUCUACAGUUCCAGAAUACUAAUAGUGUUGUACUCGUGACUACUUAACCCAAGACCAGAGAAAACCAAGACUCGCGACCGGCUGAGCAUGAGUCAAGACCUGGGAGUCCAAGAGACCAAAGGUAAUACAGAUCCCAUUCGCCUUUUUGCCAUCAUGAAUGAACGCUACUGUAAUCCAACCUAAUCUAGGUCAUUUCCAGCCAGCCAUGAAAGUUUUAUUGAAAUAUGUUUGUGUGAAAUAUGUGAAAUAUAUUCUUUAUACUCUGGUUGCCAAUAGAUGGA